Messenger RNA from Penicillium hordei, 1800 nucleotides. RefSeq lists its product as uncharacterized. The record is from RefSeq and is a predicted model, not a curated record. The transcript has a single exon. The coding region runs from base 1 to 1800 and encodes 599 amino acids. NCBI's taxonomy places the organism in Eukaryota, Fungi, Ascomycota, Eurotiomycetes, Eurotiales, Aspergillaceae.
AUGGUAACCGGCGAUCUCGACACGACUCGUGUCUUCCAAGGCACUCCGUAUGUCAACGGCGAGGCUUCAGGGAAGCUUAUUGCAAGCGAGUUGGAACUGAGCUUCUGGGGCGGCGUUAACUCUCGGACCAGCGAGGUUAUCGAUCAACACCACCCAUUGAGCGGACAGCAUCUUCAAGAAGCCAUCCUCGCUAUCCCCGGUGGACGUGGCUCAUGUACUGGUAGCACAGUCAUCCUAGAGCUUCUACUUAAUGGCAGGGCACCUGCAGCGCUGAUCUUCGAGCGGAGGGAGGAGAUUCUCACCCUGGGAGUGAUUGUUGCGGAAGAGAUCUUUGGCAAGGCCAUUCCAGUCCUAACGCUUGAUCCGAUUGACUUCCGAGACCUUAUCAAGUUCAACGGGCGUGACUUCCAUGUCAUCAACGGCCAGGUCUCCACAAGCAAACCUCAGAAUACAACGGCCAAGGUCCCACUAGUGGUUGGUGCAACUGAGCCCAGAAUUUCGACCAAGGGCAUCAAGCUCACGGAUCUCGACACCGCGUUUCUCAAUAACGUGUACGGAGAUGCCGCCCGUGCAGCAAUGCGGAUCACCUUGAGACUAGCAGAAGUUCUGGGUGUCACCGAAUUGAUGGAUGUCACCCAAGUUCAUAUCGAUGGCUGCGGCUACACCGGUCCAGGUUCUCUCGCCUUUGCAGAGAAUCUCCGGGAUCGUGGUGGAAAGGUUCGAGUCCCGACAUCGAUGAACUCCAUUUCGGUUGACAAAAAUCUUCGACGCGUUCAAGGUAUCAGUGAAGACUUCAACAAUGCGGCUGUAAGGCUAGCUGACGCAUACACCGAUAUGGGGGCUCAACCAACAUUUACAUGUGCACCUUAUCAACUUGACAGUGCGCCAAAGUACGGAGAUCAAGUAGCCUGGGCUGAGUCGAAUGCAGUUGUCUACGCUAAUAGUGUGCUCGGUGCAAGAACCAUGAAAUAUCCUGACUUCCUGGAUAUCGCAAUUGCUUUAACUGGUCGUGCUCCUAAGGGCGGCCCGCACGUUCAAAUCAACAGAUUAGCUUCGGUGAUUGUGGAGAUUCCUAAAAUUUCACCAGGGGAGAUUGAUGAUUCAUUUUACCCUCUGCUGGGAUAUCAAGUCGGAACAUUGUCCACGAGCGAAAUCCCCGUCGUGAUCGGAGCCGAGUCAUUCGCCCCAACUCAAGACGACUUGAAAGCCUUCGGGGCAGCAUUUGCGACUGUUUCUAGUGCUCCAAUGUUUCAUAUUGUCGGUGUGACCCCCGAGGCACCCAGCCUCGAGGCUGCUAUAGUACAGGGGUCAGCUAUGCGUUCUAUACAUAUAAAACAUGGUGAUUUGAUCAGAUGUUGGGGCUCUCUAAACAGCGCGCCAAGAGGUCAAUCAGUUGACUUGAUAUCUCUGGGUAAUCCGCACUUCUCACUGUCUGAAAUCGAGGCCCUUGCGGAGCUCUGUAGGGGCCGCACCAAAGACAGUCGAGUCACCGUCAUGAUAACAUGCGGGCGAGCGACAUAUGCCUCGGCUUGUCGAGCUGGUCUGGUAGAUGAAUUGGAGACAUUUGGAGUUCAAUUUAUCACGGACACCUGUUGGUGUAUGAUCACUGAACCGACCAUUCCCCAAUCUACGAAUGCUAUCAUGACAAAUUCAGGGAAAUAUGCACACUACGGCCCUGGCCUCACUGGGAAGAGUUUUUAUUUUGGAGGUCUUGCCAGAUGUGUGGAGGCAGCGUGUGGAGGUAACUACGCAGAAAUUAGACCACGUUGGAUGGAAUCUGGACCUUGCCAGGUUGACUAG